UUGCAGCCCCAAAUUCGCACUUGGGCACAAGUAGAAUCGAUCCAGACACGUGUUUCUUGAUAUUUAUUCAUUUCCCAUCCCACUCUCUCUCCUCUCUCUCUCGCGUGUUGCGUUCGUCGUCUCCAAUGGCGUUCACAGCGACAGUCCGUUGCCCCUCUCUCUUCCGCCUGCCGAGGAAUUCAAUCUCUCUACCUCAAUCUCCAGCUUCAAUUUCGUUCCGAUCCUCGCCUGCGUAUCUCAGCCGCCCGAAGCCCUUAUCGAUUCGAUCAGCCUCAGUCGAAGCUCCGCCGGCUUCUGGGGGGCUUGCACCUGCUGUGGGCUUGACGGAUAAUGCACUGAAGCACUUGAGUAAGAUGAGAUCUGAACGGAAUGAAGAUUUAUGCUUAAGAAUAGGUGUCAAACAGGGUGGGUGCUCCGGGAUGUCUUACACAAUGGAGUUUGAGAGCAGAGAAAAUGCGAGGCCAGAUGAUUCCAUCAUUGAAUACAAUGGGUUUGUUAUAGUUUGCGAUCCGAAGAGCCUUCUUUUCAUUUAUGGGAUGCAAUUGGACUACAGCAACGCGCUCAUUGGCGGAGGCUUCUCUUUCAAAAAUCCGAAUGCUACACAAACCUGUGGUUGUGGUAAAUCAUUUGCUGCUGAGAUGUAAAAUCUUGUAAAGAUGAAAGAUUGAGCUAGAUCAUUACCCGAAGAAAACCUAGUUUGAUUGGACUACUGAGUGUCUAAUUGUCUGGUUAAGAAACCUGUGAUUGUAUAAUAUAAGCCAAAUUUGUUUGAGCA
Molecule: messenger RNA, 775 nt
Organism: Rhododendron vialii
Lineage: Eukaryota; Viridiplantae; Streptophyta; Magnoliopsida; Ericales; Ericaceae
Product: iron-sulfur assembly protein IscA, chloroplastic
Exons: 3
Coding region: 126-644 (172 amino acids)
Biological process (GO): iron-sulfur cluster assembly
Cellular component (GO): chloroplast stroma
Molecular function (GO): iron-sulfur cluster binding; protein-macromolecule adaptor activity
Source: RefSeq, a predicted model, not a curated record